This is a messenger RNA of Branchiostoma floridae (Florida lancelet), 633 nucleotides long. Its product is annotated as gastrula zinc finger protein XlCGF57.1-like. The transcript is spliced from 2 exons. Lineage: Eukaryota; Metazoa; Chordata; Leptocardii; Amphioxiformes; Branchiostomatidae. Gene Ontology annotation, biological process: regulation of transcription by RNA polymerase II. Gene Ontology annotation, molecular function: RNA polymerase II cis-regulatory region sequence-specific DNA binding; DNA-binding transcription factor activity. The annotation marks the transcript as partial. The record is from RefSeq and is a predicted model, not a curated record.
AUGGCAACAAGCAACAACAGGUCUGAUGACGUGGGAAGCGGUUUGGAAGGGGAGUUUGCUGGCAGAGUUGCCUCAGGAAAAACCUUUCAGUGUGGGAAGUGUAGCAAGCAGUUCAGUCGGGUGGGUCUUCUGAGGGGUCACAUGCGGACUCACACAGAGACACUUGCGGAAGACACUUGCGUGAAGACUCACACUGGAGAGAAACCCUUCAAAUGUAAGGAGUGCAGCAAGCAGUUCAGUAUGCUGGGUAACCUGAGGGUUCACAUGCGGACUCACACUGGGGAGAAACCCUACACGUGUGAGGAGUGCAGCAAGCGAUUCCGUAGUAUGGGCUGUCUACAGAGACACAUGAAGACUCACACAGGGGAGAAACCCUAUACGUGUGAGGAGUGCAGCAGGCAAUUCAGUCAGAUGGGCUAUUUGCAGAAUCACAUGCGGACUCACACAGGGGAGAAACCGUACAAGUGUGAGGAGUGCAGCAAGCAAUUCCGUCGGCUGGAUCAUCUGACGAAACACAUGCGGACUCACACUGGGGAGAAACCCUACAGUUGUGAUGAGUGCAGAAGACAGUUCACGGAGCUAAGUGGUCUGAAGAGACACAUGCGGACUCACACAGGGGAGAAACCUUACAAG